Molecule: messenger RNA, 4150 nt
Organism: Pogoniulus pusillus (Red-fronted tinkerbird)
Lineage: Eukaryota; Metazoa; Chordata; Aves; Piciformes; Lybiidae
Gene: PHF24
Product: PHD finger protein 24
Exons: 8
Coding region: 383-1570 (395 amino acids)
Cellular component (GO): nucleus; cytoplasm
Molecular function (GO): calcium ion binding; transcription corepressor activity
Source: RefSeq, a predicted model, not a curated record
CAGAAAGCUGUUUAACACGGCUCAGGCAGCAAUUGGCACAGGGGCAGCGAACCAGGCUGCAUCUGCUCAGCCCCAGUCACAAGCUCCCUGCUUCCUCCGUGCGUGCGUGUGUGUGUGUGUCUGUGUGUGUGUGCGCUAGACACGGGCAUCCGCUCCCAGCAUCUCGCUGUCUCCUGCAUCCUCCGGCAGCCAGCGCAAGCCUCUCGCUCCCCCGGUCCCAGCCUCGCCGCUCCAGCCCCGGGUGGGGAUUUGCUCGCAGGGUGCGGGAUGCGGUGAGCAUCCGCAAGUGGAGAGGAGGCUGUGGCCAGAGGCAAUGGCAGUGGACUUCGUGUGGACUGCUUUCUAGGAUUCGUGCUCCUCAGACAGAUCUUGACACUGAGCCAUGGGGGUGUUGAUGUCCAGGAGGCAGACGGUGGAGAAGGUGCAGAAGGUCAGCUUGGCUGUGUCAGCCUUUAAGGAUGGGCUGCGGGCAGAGGGCGGAGGCACACGCCGAGGGACACUGGAGCAGGCUGUGCAGGAGGGAGAGGAGGAGGUGUCAGCAGGACCUUCCCAGACGGAGGAGAGCAGUGCUGCCAAGGCGGCCAAGGCGGCCUGGGAACGGCUGCGGGACGGCCGAGGUGUGGAGCCGGAGGAGUUUGACCGAGCCAACAGGUUCACACCACCUGCCUUCAUCCGGCCCAAGAGGGAGCUUCAUGAUGAUGAGCCUCUGGACAUCAGCCUGGAGCAGCGGGAACAGGUUGUCAAUGAUGAGAUGUGUGAGAUCUGCGAGGUGUGGACAGCCGAGAGCCUCUUCCCCUGCCGCAUCUGCAGCCGGGUGUACCACGACGGCUGCCUGCGCCGCAUGGGCUACCUGCAGAACGACAGCGCUGUCGAGAUGACAGAGACAGCACAUACUGAGACAGGAUGGAGCUGCUACUACUGCGACAACCUCAAUCUCCUGCUGACAGAGGAAGAGAUGUACAGCCUGAUGGAGACCCUGCAGCACUGCAAGAUCAUUCCAGAGACCUGCCUGACCCUGGAUGACUUUCUUCACUACAAGCACCUGGUGCACAAGCAGCAGUUUGAGCAGCCCAUGACAGAGGUGCAGGAGGAACAGGCAACCCUGCAGUUCUCCGCCCUGGACCCUGACAAGAAGGGGCACAUCGAGUGGCAUGACUUCCUCUUCCACGAGUCCAUUCAGCUGCUGCAGAAGCUGCGGCCACAGAACGCCCUGCUGCGGCUGCUGACGGCCAAGGAGCGGGAGCGGGCACGGGCAGCCUUCCUGGCCCUGGACCAGGACAGCGAUGGUUUCGUCGGGGAAGGCGAGUGCCGCCGGGCCCGGCACACCUGGUUCCGCAAGCACCAGAAGGAGGCACCGUCCUGCAGCGUCAGCAUCAGCCAUGUAGGGCCCAUGUCGGAGAGCAGCCCUGCCAGCAGCGGCAGCGGCAAGAGCCAGGAGAAGACCCUGCCAGCCACGGAGCGUGAGGAGGCCAGGCCCGUCGACUGGCCCGGUUUCCUGCGGGAAAACGUCGUCUACAUCCUGGCUGCCCGCCCCAACAGCACCGCCCUCCACCUGCAGCCCCCCGCCUAGCCCCCGCGCCGCCACCUCCGGCGGCGAAGCCUCUCCCGCCCCGGAGACCUGCCCUGCCCCCGCUGCGGGCAGAGCCGGGCAACGAUUGGCUGGCGGGGAAGUGGCCACCGCCCCCUCCCUGCUGCUGCCGCUUCGGAUUGGCUGUGAAGAGAACGGGUGCUGGGGCCUGAUUGGUUGAGGGAGUGGGUGUGACUCUGGGGGUCUCUGAUUGGUGGGAGGGAAGUGGAGAAGGGCAGUGAGUGGCUCCACUGCCCACAGACUCCACGGACUCCUCUGUGGGGAGGUGGUCCAGCCACUGGGGAUGCCAUGGGGUGCAAUGGGUGCCCCCCACAGACCCCUUGUGGGGAGGAGUCCAGUGCGUGGGGAUGCCAUGGAGAACAAGGGGGACCCCUUCCUAGACCCUGCUGUGGGGAGGGGUCCAGUCCUUGGGGAUGCCUCAGGACAUAGUGGGUGCCCCCCACAGACCCCUUGUGGGGAGGGGUCCAGUGCAUGGGGAUGCCAUGGAGAAUAAGGGGGACCCCUUCCUAGACCCUGCUGUGGGGAGGGGUCCAGUCCUUGGGGAUGCCUCAGGACAUAGUGGGUGCCCCCCACAGACCCCUUGUGGGGAGGAGUCCAGUGCGUGGGGAUGCCAUGGAGAAUAAGGGGGACCCCUUCCUAGACCCUGCUGUGGGGAGGGGUCCAGUCCUUGGGGAUGCCUCAGGACAUAGUGGGUGCCCCCCACAGACACCACUGUUGCAAGAAGUCCAGUGCUUGGGGAUGCCAUGGGGCAUAACGAGUGGCCCCCACACACCCCACCACAGGGACGAGUCCAAUAUAUGGGGAUGUCAUGGGGCACAGGGGAUGCCCUCUCACCAACGCCACUGCAGGGAGGGAUCCAGUCCUUGGGGUAGCCAUGGGGUACAGGGGAUGCCCCCUCACCAAUCCCACUGGAGGGAGGCAUCUGGCCCUUGGGGAUGCCACAGGACACAAGGUGUACCCCCCACAGACCCCACUGCAGGUAGAGGAUCAGUCCUUUGGCAUGCCACCAAACACAGGCGUGCCCCCCAUGGAUUCCACUGCAGGAAGGGAUCCAGCCCUUGGGGAUGCCAUGGGCACAGUGGGGACCCCUACAGACCCACUGUGGGGAGAGUUCCAGUGCUUGGGGAUUCCAUGGGGCACAUGAUAUGCCCCCCACAGACCCUGCUCUUUGGGGAUGCCAUGGGACACAGGAGUGCCUCCCACAGACCCUAUUGUGGGGAGUGUCUCCAGUGCUUGGGGAUGCAACGAGGCACAUGGAGUGCCCCUCAUAGACCCCACUGUAGGGAGGGGUCCAAUGCAUGGGGAUGACAUGGGGCACACAUGAUGCCCCCCACUGUGGGGAGGGGUCUAGUGCUUGGGGAUGCAGCAAGGCACAGGGCAUACCCCCCACAGACCCUGUUGUGGGGAGGGGCCCAGUCCUUGGGGAUGUCUUGGGACACAGGGAGUACCCCCAACAGAACCACUGUGGGGAGAGGGUCAGUGCCUUGGGAUGCCAUGGGGCACAGAGGGCAGGGAACCUGUAGCCCCCAUGAUCCUCAGCCCCACAGCACUUCCUGGCUUAUCAGCACCUGUAGCCACCAGGGACCUGUCCCCAUGUGGCUACAGAGCAGGGUCUGUCCCCAAGGAGAAGCGAAGUUUGCACUGGUUGUGGAACUAGUUCUGGGUGAUUAUGGGGUCAGAGUGGAGUCCAGAGCAGCCAUGUAACCCCAGCUUCCUGCAGCUCCAUGGGGAACAUUUCAGGUCAACACUGAAUGUCCUGUGAUGGAGUACCAGAAAGGGAAAGGUCAAAUGUUUGGGAGCAUUCCCUUGUGUCCCUUGUCCCCUCUUGCACCCCUGAUCUCAUGAGAUGCCCUUCCCCACCCUCCAGCAGUUCAGCAUUCCAGUACCACACCAGCCUUGCUCCAGCAUCCCCAUGUUGCUGGGGCUAUGAGUGCUGGGAGUGAGGAAGCAGAGCCCAAAGCCUCUCUGGGUGUCAGCUGCAGAGAUGAGGCACUCGCUGGGCAGGACUGAAGCCCAGCAGCUCUAAGGUGGGUGGAUGUACUCUAACCACAAUUAAGGAUUCCUGGAAACCUCACUCCAUGCAUGCUAGGGUUCAGGAUGCCCAGGUCUCACAGCAGCCCCAGUACCUGUCCCCCUCCUGCUCUGAUGCUCUGACCCCUUUCUUGCAGUACCCUCAGUCUCUCGCUGCCCAGUAUGCCCUGGCUUAGAUGGGGUGCUCCAGGAUGUGCAGGGUGGGUGCUCCUUCACCUCUGCCCUCACCCCUGAUGCGAUGGGAGCGGUUUCACUCAGCCCCCCCUUCUCUCCCCCCCCCCCCCCCCCCCCCCCCGCCCCCUUCCUCAGCCAGGGCACAGGUACCCUCUCCAGGGAUUUUCCUCAGUGCAAGACUGGUAGGCACACCAAUGCCAUGACAUAUUCCUCCACUACCAUGGUUUGCCAGGCCAAUGGGGAUAUUUUGGAUGCCAGGUCUGAGGUGGGGCCAGAGCAAGGAGGCGGCCAUGGGUGCACGGGUCGCAACCCCUCCUCUGUACUGAGCAGCAUCCAUUAAACAGCUGUGUCCAACCA